UAAAUAAAUAAAUAAAUAAAUAAAUAAAUAAAUAAAUAAAUAAAUAAAUAAAUAAAUAAAUAAAUAAAUAAAUAAAUAAAUAAAUAAAUAAAUAAAUAAAUAAAUAAAUAAAUAAAUAAAUAAAUAAAUAAAUAAAUAAAUAAAUAGAGGGUGAGCAAAGUAGUUUUGUUUUCUAAAUUCCAAGGACGGCUGUAAACAUGGAAGCUGAACUGAACUUUUUCUGAGCCCAAUCGAGGCUUAACAAGCUUAAUAAUUAAAAGGAAAAACUAUCAAAUAAGCCCCUGUAUUAUGCCGAAAAAAUCAAUUAGGCCCUCGUACUUUACAAACACUCAAUGAAGUCCUCGAACUAUUAAAAAACGUUCAAUUAAGCCCUUUCGGUCAGUAAGUAACCGGUUUCCCGGUUAAACGGUGACGACGGCGACGAUGUGCUCGAACCCCAGCAACGGCGGCCGUCGGGAAACAAGUUACAUUUAAUCGGGAAACUGGUUACUUACCGACCGAAAGGGCUUAAUUGAACGUUUUUUAAUAGUUCGAGGGCUUAAUUGAUUGUUUAAAAAAAUGAGGGCCUAAUCGACUUUUUCGGUAUAGUAUGAGGGCUUAUUUGAUAGUUUUCCCUAAUUAAAAAUACCGAGUUCAAUCUAGCGAAGUCUUCAAUUUAUUUUUAAAAUUUUAUAAUAUGCAUAUUGAGGUUUAUUAUCGAGUUAUAAGAUUUUUUUGUUGUUAUUAUGAGAUAUUUAGGUGUAGAAAAUUUGGAUCUCAUUGAAUGUGCUAAAAAAAUUUAGGACCUGUUUACUAACAGAGAUAUUUUCCAGUUUUCCAGAAAACUGGAAAACAGGAAACGUGUUUACCAAAGAAAUUGCUGGAAAACUGGAGAAAGGGAAAAAGAAAAACGCAUUUACCAAAUCGUUUUCCAAAACGGAAAAAAUGAGACAUGUCUCUCUUUUCCUUAAUGAUUUGGAAAACGCAGAUGCUACAGUGCCGCUGCAAUGAAUUUGCAUACUUACACCUAGUGGUGGGUCCGGUCUCGCUCCGAUGUCGAUUUCAUUCCAGUACCUUCAUCCUUGUACCUUACCCCUACCCUACCCUACCAUACUCACCCAACCCCACCCCGCGUACCCAUUUUUCAUUAUAAUGACCCUACCCCACCCCACUACCACAUGUCCCUACCUCGGCCCCACCCCAAUCCACCUUACCGCCACCCCCCUACCACCUCGACCCCCACCUGACCCACCCUACCCUACUCCCACCUGUAUAUUACCCCUUACCCCUUACCACAUGCCCCCUACCUCGGCCCCACCCCACCGCCUCACCCUUCUGCCAUCUUACCCCCACCGCCUCACCCUUCCGCCAUCCUACCCCCACCACCAUCCUACCCCCACCCUACCCUUCCCCUACCUUGGCCCCACCCAGUUCCCGCCCAGGCCCACCCUACCGCCAUCCUAUCCCAACUCCCUACCCAACCCCUACCUUACCCCAACCCCAACCCUACCCACUACCCCCACCCUAAUCGCCAUCCUACCCCCCACCCUACCCCUUCCCUACCUCGGCCCCACCCUGGUCCCGGCCCCACCUUACCGCCAUCCUAUCCCAACUACCUACCCUACCCCUACCUUACCCCAACCCUACCCACUACCCCACCCUUACCCCUAACCCACCCAUUACCCCCACCCAACCCCCUAACCCUAGACCUUACCACCCCACCCCGACCAUACCCCUUACGCCACCCCCCACCCAUAACUUCCCUACCCCGACCCCUACGAGUUUGUAUGGGUGGGUAUGAAGGGUUGUGGGGGAGUAUGGGUAGAGUGUAAGAUCGUGGUAAGGGUAGGGGUAGAGGUCAAGGGUGUGAAAUUGGAUAACUGGGUGAAAAAAAUGAUGAACAUGUUUUCAUAUUUGAAAAUGGAAAACUAAAAAAUAGAAAAAUAUUAUCUCCAAUAGAAACGAAAAAUUGGAGAUAGAAAAACUGAAAAAUAAAGACUAGAAAACUGGAGAACGAAAAACAGAAGUAGAAAACAGGAAAAUAUCUCUGUCACUCCACAUAUGAUGUUUGUGCUUGAUUUUCAAGGUAAGAAGAGUAGAUGAGUUAAGAUACGAGUGGAACCAAACAUAAAGUGGUGGAGGCUCGAGGGGUCUCCAACAAAGUUAUACACACAAAAUGUUGGAGGAGAUGUAUUGUGUAUUGAUAAUGAUGCACAUGUGGAUGAUAUGAGGUUACCAAUGCAGUUGACAAUUAACAAAGCGACCAAGGAGGUAUUCGGAGAAUUUAGAAAAUGUCUUCCAUAAAAAAAGGACAUGUCUUGAUGGAAUGACCAAAAGGGAGUUGCAUGUAAACAAACGGAAAUGCUACAAGAAGUGGGCCAAAGUUGGAAUGAUGAGAACAUAGAGGAGUACAAGGAGGUUUAAAGAAAAGCAAAGAAAGCUGUAAAUGAAGCAACAUGGAAAGUGAACAACGAAUUGCAUGUAAAUUUGGACUCCAAGGAAGGAGUGAAGGGUAUUUGCAAACUUGGUCGCCUUCGUGAUCUCACAUGACUCAAAAUAUCAAAAAAGUUAAGUGUGUAAAUGAUGUCGAUCAAAGUGUACUAAUGGAGGACAAGGAAAUAAAAGAGAGGUUGAAGUCAUAAUUUGAUACCUUGUUCAAUGGGAAUAAAGUGUAAGGUACUAAUGAUCUUACUAUACCAGAUUGUAUGAUAAAUCGGGAUUUUGUGAGAAUGAUCCAAAUGACAGAAGUUAAAGAGGCUCUAAGAAAGAUGUGAUGGAACAAAGCAGUGACACGUUUGAGAGAAACCGAGAAACAUGCAUCGAGCGGGUAACACGUUUCUUCAACAUGAUUUGGAGAAACAACAAUAAAGUGAGUGAUGUACAAGAAUGUGUCAACUAUCAAGGGAUUAAGCUUAUGAGUCACACCUUGAAACUUUAGGAACGAAUGGUUGAACAAAGAUUCUGAAAAAGUGUGAAAAUUUCGGAGAAUCGUUUUGGUUUUAUGCCUGAACGCUCAACAACGUAAUUGAGGUCAUUCACCUUCUUAGACAAGUUGAAUAGAAGUAUAGAGAUGCUAACAAAGAUCUGUAUGUGGUGUUCAUUGACUUAGAAAAGACAUAUGAUAUGGUAUCUCAAGAAGUCUUUUGUGGGCCUUAACUAGAAAAGGCACAUCAUGUAAGUAUAUCAGUAUCAUCAUGGAUAUGUAUGAGGCUUGUACAAGUGUUCGUACUAGUGCAGGGAGAACUGCAAAGUUUCCUAUCACUAUAAGAGUGCACCAAGGAUGCGCUCCGAGUCCUUUCUUAUUUGAUAUAGUCAUGGAUGGACUUACGAAAUCAAUUCAAUGACAUACUAAACAUGCAACACCCUUCUUUAUCCAUCUUAUCCUAUAAUUAUGAGUAUUCGACAAAUCAUCCUGCACUUAUCACUCUACCAAGAUCAUAUUUACAAGAAUAAUAGUGAUUUAAUCAUCACUUGGGGCUUAACUUGCCAUCUGGGUGACACAUUCAUGCUAAGAAAGGUCACAACAUCCAAGCCUAAGUCUAAAAAAAUUUAGGAGUCGACUAACAUGAAUUGAUACAUAAUAUAAAAAAGAUAAGCUAUGAUAAAAAAGGUAAUAUAAAUAGAGAUAGGAUAUAAAUAAAAAUGAUAGAAUAAAAAGGAUAAGGAGAACACACACACGUUAAGUGAGGAUUACAUGUUCCAUAUGAGUUAAGUGACAGAUGUGAUCCUUUGAAUUGAUGAAAAUCUCAUUUCAUCAGAAAUUGCAUCCCGAGACUCAAUCACGGUGUAGUUAACCGCUACCGCGUCGUUGAGUUGUAUUACAUAAAAUCUAUAAGCCUUGGAAUUUUCAGCAUAUCCUAUGAAUAUUCAAUCAAUUCCCAUUUCCCCCAAAGUUUUCCUUUCGGGCUCGAGCAAUUUUACAACCGCCCGACAACCCCAAACCGAAAAUAUUUCAAAUUUGGUGCCUUUUUGUACCAAAGCUCAUAUGGGGUUGUCUUGUUCCUUUUAUUUGGAACCCUAUUUAAAACAUAGCAGAUCGUGAUCAUGGCCUCUCCCCAAAACCCUUCAAUCAAACCCAAGUAAGAAAGCAUGGAGUUAACCAUUUCCUUUAAAAUUCGAUUUCUCCGUUCGGCCACACCAUUUUGUUGUGGUGUAUACGGAGCCGUGGUCUCGUGAAUGAUUCCAACAGAUUGAAAAUGAUGAGAAUCCAUAUAUUCUCCUCCCCGAUCAGUUCUAAGAUAUCUAAUUGGAUUGUCCAAUUGCAAUUCAACCUCAAUUUUGUAUGCUUUAAAUUUCUCUAAAGCUUCAUCCUUAGUGUGUAAUAAAUACACAUAACAAAACCGAAUUGAAUCAUCAAUAAAAGUAACAACAUACUUAUUGCCAAAGGGAAAGAGUCGAGUGAAAAUUACAUAGAUCACUAUGCAUAAGAUCUAAAAUAGCCGAAUUCCUUUCAAUAUUAAGAAACGGUUGUUUUGUGAUCUUAGUAAGCAUGCAAGUCCUACAUUUAUCAUUACUAAUAUCAAAAACUGGAAUUAAACCAUCUUUUGACAUUUCAUGCAUUUUUCUAAAAUUAAAGUGAGCUAAUCUAGCAUGCCAAAUCAUACAAUCAUUCAUGAGAGAUGCCACAAAAACAAAAUUAUCACUAGAAAUUAAUUUAUUCACAACAUUCAAACGAAACAUGCGAUUUGAUAAUAUCCAAAACCAACAAACACACCAUGCUUGGACAGAAUAUAUUUAUCGGAUUCAAUCACUUGUUUGAACCCUAAAUUUUUCAACAUACUUCCCGAAACAAGAUUCUUUCGAACCUUCGGUACAUACAAAACAUCAAAUAACGUACUACCUCCGUCCCAUUUAUAUUGGGACGGAAGAGGGUGACACAGUUAUUAAGACAAGUGAGUUUGUGUGGUUGAUAUUAAUUGAUAAAGUAAGAAUAAAGUAAGAAUGAUUUAGAGCCACACAAACUUUGCUAAAUAUGGUAUGAGACAAUUUAAGUGGGACUUUCCGAAAAGGUAAAACGGGACAAUAGAAAUGGGACGGAGGGAGUAAUUGUUUUUCCAUAAGUAAAUUCUAAAACAACAACACCCUUUAAUUUCCCAAGAUUGGUGCCAUUGACUCGUCUCCCAUGUGUAAGAAAGAACUGAAUUCUACUAGUUCUAGGUCUUCAACCCAUCCUUUAUCCUUACACACAUGGCUCAUAGCCCCCGAGUCAAUCCACCAUGCACAAUCAUCAUCCUGUACAUAAAAAGAUUCCGGAAUAGGAGUGAAAGUUGAGAGCUAAUCUCUCAAGGAAUUUGGCCACCAACGGUCAUCUUCCUCUCUUUCACGCCGAUUACCACCGACCGCCACCACUCCAUCACCGCCUACCGGAGCUAAGAUAUCUCCUCUAUUACUCUUUCAUCUUCUGGACGGGUAAUAAUUUGGAUAUCCUACCUCCCUCCCCUCCCCAUCGCCUAAAGUCGUGCUUGUCACUAUUCAUACGAGUAAUUUUGGAGAGCAGUCUUCCUUGGAGGAGUUGUCUUUUGAAAGAAGGAAGAUUUACAAAUCUCAAAGACUUGGAGGAGGACUACGUAGUAUAAUGGGGGGUCGCCUCACCUAGGCGUACCUCUGCAUAUAUCUUUCUUCCUCGUCUGAGAUAUUUUGGGGAAAAGUUACUAUUCACCAUCCCUACCAAUGGGGAAGACGGGUACAAGAACCGGGAAGCUAAAGGAGACUCCUAAAGCUACAAAAACUUCAGUAAGGCUCAGAAAUAGGGACCUUGCUAAAGGUCUGGAGAUGACUAUGGAUGAUACCACUAUUGACAAGGAUGAGGUCUUGUCUAGCCAAGGGGAUACAGAUUAUCAACCUUCGGUUGAGGCCUCUUCAACCCAAGGCAAUGAGGAGGAGCUCACAUCUAUGGGAAGUGAACACAUAAAUGAUGACAAGGUACCUAGAAUCGAAGACCAUGACAAAGGCAGGGGAUCAAAGACCCAAUUUGUAGAAGAGGAAGGAAAAAAACCAGCUGGUGCACAGUUGGUAGAAAUGAAGGCAAAUGAUGAACCUCUUGUGGAAACUGAAGGAGAGGAGGAGAAUACACCUUUUGUUGAACCCAUAACUUCUUUGAAAAAUGAUAUACCUAUUGUACCUGAGACAUCCUCUUCUGAUAAGCCUAUAGAUGAAGUCACCAACAAGCCUGAGGCAAAACAGAAGGAUAAACCAAUUGUGCCCGAGACAUCCUCUUCUGAUGCAUUGGAGGUAAUCCCAAAGAUUAAGCCGUGGACUGCUCCAUGGGCUUCUCUAUUCAAGGACAAUAGGGAACCAUCUAAAGGCAUGAAGUUGAGGUAUAUUGAACCGGUUGGGGACUACAUUGAUCUUUCAAAUAGGAUAAUGCCAUCUAUAAUAGACCUAUGGGGCUUCUGCUUGGUGGGCUAUUUUGCGGGAAGAUUCCCCGGGAUGAAACCCAUCCAAGAACUGGUUGCAAAGUGGGGUGUUCAAUGCCAUAUUAGGCAACACGAUCAAGGAUGGGUUAUAUUUAGAUUUAAAAGCGAGGAAGCUAGAUCAAAAGUGCUAAUGGAGGGACCUUACUCACUCUUUGGAAAGUCUCUUUAUUUGAAAACACUUUCGGAGGACUUCUCUUUCAAUAGUGAGGAGUUUUUGAAAGUACCUAUUUGGGUGAAGUUUCCAUAUCUACCAAUGCAAGUGUGGGAUGAGGAGAUAAUUAGUGAGAUUGCUUCUAGGGUGGGAGUCCCUCUUACCACUGAUAGAAUUACACAAGAAAAGGCAAGAUCUAACUUUGCUAGAGUACUAAUUGAGGUGGAUGCUUCUAAGCCUCCUCCCCUACGGAUGAAGGUCAAAAUGCCCAAUGGGAAAUUUCAUAUACAAAAAAUGAUAUAUGAAACUUACCCAAACUAUUGUUUCCAAUGUAAGACCUAUGGACACCAUUGCUUCACUUGCAAGGUCAUAGCCGACAUGGAACAAAGGGAAAGAGAGGCUAGAAAGAAGGCAAUGGAGGAAGGUGAACCUCAACCUAAGCUACCUAGGGAUGACACAGUUAAGGAAAUCACUCAAGCUGCGGUUUUGGAGGGCAGGGGACCCGAGACUACAGUGAAGGAGGAUGCAGUUUUACAAGAGGAUGCCACUGCUUUGAGAAGGAAUGCUGAGGCUUUAAAAGGGGUGGGUCAUGGAGUGAAAUCAGAUGUUGCAGCCACUAGGACUAAAACAAAAAAUAGGGAAACUCACCCUUUCCUAAAGGUGACUAGAUUCAGGAAGAAGUGUCGAACACAAAGCAAGGUAAGGAUACCGAAACAAGUGCAACCUAAACAUGAAGAGGAAGAAGACCAACCAAGGAGGAUAAGGUCUUUUAAAGAUUUCUUUGAUGAUGAGGCAAUAGUUAGCAUGGAAACGGAUGAAGUGCUUACACCUACAAUCAAAGUCAUGCAUCUUGAUGAUAUAACCGAGCCUACCAUUAGGCUUAACCACCACUUGAGGGCUGUAAAUCAUAAUGCUCCUGGAAUAUGGUUUACAACUACAUGUUUGGAAGGCCUGCCGGGUGUUAAAAAGGAAAAUGAACAAUAUGUGUUCUCGGAUGUGUUUAUGAAACAUGUCUAUAGACACUACCUAAUGAGAUACUAUGAGGAUGGGCAUCCUAUGGGGAAUGGAAGUAAGGUAUUGGACCCAAGAAAGAUUAACAAAAAAGCAACCCGAGUGGUAGAUGAUAUAAGAGAGGCAUACCUUGAUGAUGUUAUUACAAAGGUGGAAUUUGAGGAGAAUGGAGACUACAAACUUCAAUUGGUGCAUGGGGAAGAAGUCGAGGUGGAAAUGACAAGGCUGGACAAUUACCUUGCCAUUGAGCCGAACUUUAAGAAGAUGGGAAUCACAUUCACAUCAUCUUGCUUGGACUCUCUUCCCGGAGCAACUAAGACGGAUGAGGGGUAUGACUUCUCUUCUCUCUUUAUGUAUAAGGUGUAUCCUCUUUUUCUUGAUAGGUACCAAGGCUGUGACACAUACCGACAGUGGAUCCAAAACCAAAGGGAAAGAAACAGUGCACCAAAGAGGAGGGGGGGAAGGAAAAAACAUUUUUAAUGUUUAUAGCCUCUUGGAACGUGAGGGGGCUUAAUCAAGCCUCGAAACAAAACACAAUAGUUAAUUUUGUACGAGUUAAUAAGGUACGCAUAUUUUGCCUCCUUGAAACUAAAAUGUCUACUACUACAUUUGAAAAUUUCAUAAACGUUAGAUUUAAUUCCUGGAUGUCUAUUACCAACUUUGAUAAAAUUAAUGGGGGUAGGAUGGCUAUUAUUUGGGAUCCUUGUUUUGUUGAUGGGACUGUUCUGCAGGUUCAUAAGCAACAUGUGCAUGCUAGGUUUAGGUGUAAUACUACGCAAAUAACUUUCUAUGCCACUUUUGUUUAUGCAUUGUACACGGUUGUCCAAAGAAGAGAGCUUUGGGAGCAUAUCUCUCUACUUGGGACUAACAUUUUGGGGCCAUGGGUUAUACUUGGGGACUUCAACUGUGUUGGCUCUCCAAGUGAGAGGAGUGGGUCAGCCCCCCCCCCCCCCUCGGGCUAUGCCAUGAAAGACCUUAAUGAUAUGAAAAUCCAAACAAAUCUUGAUGAUGCACCCUCAACUGGGGAACUCUUUACUUGGCAUAGGGGUGCAAUUUGGGCUAAAUUGGACAGGGUGCUAGUAAAUUCUUUUUGGUCUACACAAAAUGUAACAUGUAGAGCUCAUUUCUUUGAUAUGGAGUGUGAGUUUGAUCAUGUUGCAUCUCUUGUGACUAUAGGGGCCGAAAAUAGAGAGGGUACAAAGCCUUUUAAGUUUUUCAAUAUGUGGCUAAAACAUGAACAAUUUGAUGGAAUUUUGAAGAGUGUUUGGGGUAGGAAUGUUGCUGGGACGGCUCAGUUUAGACUAGCUCGAAAACUUAAGCUACUCAAGCAACCCCUUAAACAACUCAAUAAAAAUGAAUUCAGUCACAUAACGGCUAGGGCAAAGGAAGCAAAGAAGGAAUAUAAGAGAAUCUAUCAAUUAGCUCUCUUAUCUCCUCAAGAUGAUGUCCUUAAAAAUGAGUUGUCUGGUGCGAAAAGGAGGGCCUUAUUUUUUAAAGAAGCGGAGGAAGCUUAUCUUAAACAGAAAGCUAAGGUUGUACAUCUCAUUCAAGCUGAUAGAGGUACUAGAUACUUUCAUUCCAUUGUAAAGAAGAAACAAACCCAAAAUACUAUUGCUUCCAUAAAAUUGGAAGAUGGAAGUCUUACCAAUUCUUUGGACCAAGUAGCUACUGAGUUUGUAUCUUUCUUCAAAGGAUUAUUUGGCACCUCGGUUGCGUCUCAAAAUUUUGACCCGGAAGUAAUGGCCUCGGGUAAAACCAUUGAUACCAUGCUUGCCGCUAACCUUAUCAGUCCUAUUACUGAUUUGGAAAUUAGGCAAGCUUUGUUUGAUAUUGGUAGUGACAAAGCACCGGGACCCGAUGGAUACUCAUCUGCUUUUUUCAAAGCUAAUUGGAAUAUUGUGGGUGAGGGUGUAUGUGAGGCAGUUAAGGAGUUCUUUCUAUCUGGAACUUUGCUUAGGCAGGUUAACCACACAGUGGUGGCCCUUAUUCCAAAAACAAAGCACUCCCCUACUGUCUCUGAUUUUAGGCCAAUAUCUUGUACAAAUGUGACGUAUAAGAUUAUUACUAAGAUCCUUGCAUCUAGGCUUGGUCCUUGUCUCUCAGGUAUUAUCAACCCUGCACAGGGAGCUUUUGUGGAUGGAAGAUUGAUGUCUGACAACAUCUUCCUUGCACAAGAGUUAGUGAGGGGAUAUGCUAGGAAAAGGGUCACCCCUAGGUGUAUGAUCAAAAUUGAUCUUAGAAAGGCUUAUGAUACUGUCUCUUGGGAUUUUUUGGAUAGAGUACUUAGACACAUUGGUUUACCAGAUUUAUUUGUCAAAUGGAUUAUGGAAUGCGUCACGACUUCUUCUUUCUCUAUAUCCAUAAAUGGGGUUCUCCAUGGAUGGUUUGAGGGAAAGAGGGGGCUUAGGCAAGGAGAUCCUAUGUCUCCCAUGUUAUUUGUUAUAUGUUUAGAGUAUUUUUCACGGAUGUUGGACAUUAGGACCUCUGUUCCUACUUUUUGCCACCACCCUUUAUGCUCUAAACAAAAGAUUUCACACUUGGCGUAUGCUGAUGAUUUGAUGUUAUUUUCCAAAGGUAACUACGCCUCUAUUAAGAUAUUGGUGGAAGCUCUAAAUGACUAUGGCCUGGUCUCGGGACUUACGGUCAAUCAUGAUAAAUCCAAUAUCUUUUUAGGGGGAAAUGUAGCUAACCAACUUGCUUAUAUACUCCAGAUGGUUGACUUUCAACAAGGAUCCUUUCCUGUAAAGUAUUUGGGUAUUCCACUUGCACCUUUAAAGAUAUCUGUAGCACAAUUUGCUCCUCUGCUUGACACGGUUACAGAUUAUAUAAAUGCGUGGAACACAAAGACCCUAUCCUAUGCAGGUAGAGUGGAGUUGAUUAGGUCAGUUAUGCAGGGUGUCCAGUCCUUCUGGCUUGGUAUUUUUCCGGCUCCUAAAGCUAUACUGGACCGAAUUACUGGCAUAUGUCGUAUUUUUCUUUGGGGUGGGAAACAUACUAAAGUUGCAUGGGAUGAUGUAUGUUUACCUAUAGAUGAGGGGGGGUUGGGCUUAAAAAAUACCAAGGUGUGGAAUAAUGCUCUCCUAUCCCGAACCCUUUGGAACAUUCAUUCCAAAAAAGACUCUCUUUGGGUUAAAUGGGUUAAUGGAGUGUAUCUCCAUGGGAGAGAUGUGUGGACAUUUGUUCCACACAAUAGGGACUCUCUGUUGAUGAAAAGGUUUGCUUUGAUCCGAGAUCUGAUUGUCUCCAAAUUCUCCUCUAUCAAUGAGGCUUUAGUUUAUCUCGGCAAGAUAACUAUUGAUGGGAGACUAUCAUCGUCUAAGGUAUAUGACCUACUUAGGAUAAAGGGAACUCCGCACCCUUGGAUGUCUUUCAUAUGGAAGUCAUAUAUACCUCCCAAAUUCUCUUUCAUUGCUUGGCUAGCUUUUCGUAACAGGCUGGCCACUUAUGAUAACUUGGAAUAUCUUGACGUGAUUAACGUUUGUCCUUUUUGCAAGGGUGAACCGGAAACGGUGUCACACCUAUACUUUGAAUGUAUUAUUACAGGACAGGUUUGGACAAGGAUAAAGGCAUGGCUUGGAAUCACAAGGCAAAUGACAACGUUGCGGAGCGCGGUAAAGUGGAUAAAGAAGGAGCAUAAUGGCGCACAUAUUAAAGCUAAAGCCGUGAGGAUAACUUUUUGCUUCACUAUAUAUUGGAUGUGGAGAACAAGGAACUCUAUAUGUUUUGAGGCGGCGAAGGUCAAGGUGGAAGAUAUUAUACACCAUAUAAAGUAUAUGGUCUAUAAAGUACUGUUUUCCAUAUAUCCGUACCACAUGAUAACAUUUUGAUUUUUGCUGAUUCGUCACCAAUUUUUUGUGAUGGCUAGCAUGUACAUGUAGCUAGUUGGUUUUUGUGGGGUGACAAGGCAUCCAAUUCGGAUGACCGGUAGGGAUUUUGUUAUUGCACAGUUCUACAUAAACACUUUGGAUA
Molecule: messenger RNA, 11526 nt
Organism: Cuscuta epithymum
Lineage: Eukaryota; Viridiplantae; Streptophyta; Magnoliopsida; Solanales; Convolvulaceae
Source: the annotation of a GenBank genome assembly